AUGUAUCUCAUUCCGUCAUUCCGUUUCCACAGUAUGGAUCCAAAGCGCCCCACUGGUGCUAGUGCCCGCGCUGACUCUGACGGAGACUCUGACGGAGACACCGGCGACAAGUACCAGAAUGAGGAUGACGACGAGAGUGAUGAUGCGGAGGAGGAACUACCCAAAGGCAAACGAGGUCAAGGAAUCAAGCCCGGCAAGGGCAAGGGGAAGGGCAAGGAGAAGGACAAGGGCGAGGACAAGACCAAGGGCAAGGGCAAGGAGAAGGGCAAAGACAAGGAGAAAGGCAAGGACAAGGACAAGCCAACCCAUAGCAAGCGUAAGGCUGGCACUGGUGCUCGGGCCCCCGCAAAGAAGAAGAAGAUGAUGAACGACGUCGAGAGCGAUCAAGAUGAGGACGGCCUAGUCACGUCGAGUUAUGCCACGCGCAAGCCACGGGAGAUCUCCGACAAGGUGCCCUCGACAGUCGACUCCGAAUUUAGCUUGCUCGCAGCGGGUAGCAUUAUGGAGGUGCUCGAGCACGCAAACCGGCUCAAACAGGUGGAGCUUCGCCACCGCGGCGUGGAUGAUCCCGUUGUUAACGACGGUCACAAACCCUCCUCGUAUACCGAUUUCAAAGGGCUGUACCAGACAGCGAUUCGCAAGAACGCCCCGAAGAAUGGCCGCGAAGAUGACGUUACCAAGGAUGCCGAGGGCGAGGUUGGAUGA
Molecule: messenger RNA, 705 nt
Organism: Cutaneotrichosporon cavernicola
Lineage: Eukaryota; Fungi; Basidiomycota; Tremellomycetes; Trichosporonales; Trichosporonaceae
Exons: 7
Coding region: 1-705 (234 amino acids)
Source: RefSeq, a predicted model, not a curated record